GUUUGUUCGGAAGAGUUCGGCUUUGGGUGCAGCCGCUUUGUGAAUUUGUUUUGUUUUAAUUAAAGUAAUAGUGAGUGAUAACGGUGUAACACUUUUUGUAAAAUGAUCUAACCACCGUGCAAUGUCUUUUACACAGCGUGAUUGCGUGCAGUGUUUGUGAAAAGCAGUCGCUUCCGCCAUGACGAUGGCCCUCUCGAUCGGGAAGUAUUCCAUGAUUCCUGUAUACGUUUUGUGUAUCGCGCUCUGCUAUCCUGUUUCGGGUGAGCCCGACCCAGCCCGACACAUACAGAACGUAACCGCCAAAGGGGAGUACGGGAAAGAGGCCGUCCUCACAUGUCUUAUCAGUAAACUGGAGAAGCCGAACGUCAAUUGGAUGAUAGAAGGGAAAACUGAGCCCAUAAACUAUGAGGAAGUGACUGAAGCAACAACUGCUACGGUUCCUGUUACAGGAACCGCGGAAACAGUAAAAUACACAACCGAGAUCAAAAACCAAUCUUACAUCCUGAAAAUCGCGAACGCCACAGAAGAUGACGCCAGGAACUAUACUUGCGUGGUCCAGGGGGAAGCCAGGACUGAAUACUUGAAUCUAAGCUUUGCUGGAAAACCAGUUUCCAUGAAAUCUGAUCCUAAGGCGGAUUCUAACAGCAUCGUGCAGUUCAACUUGCCGGCGGACAAGAAUAAGACGCUGACGCUGACAUGCGAGUUUGAGGUUUACGACCAAGCCGAGAUCGAAUGGGUACUACAACGAUACAACGAAGAAGAUAUCCUUUUAAACGGGACUACGACCAAAAACAUGAAAAAACUCAUCGGCACUUACAGUACACAGAUAUCAAAAGAAUUUUUCGACAUCCAGAAUGGCACGCAUAUAUGUCGAGUUUGGGAUUCCCAUGGAUACAAAAAUCUAACCAGUAAAAUACAUGUUAAAAUUGUUGCUCAUCCCGUGGUCACAAUAACAUUCGCUAAGCCUGUCAGCUCUUCAGCAAUCUAUUUAAACUGGACGGUAAAACAAUACAAUUCAGACAUCAAAAGAUACGAAUUGAGAUACAAAAAUACUACGGAAACCGACUAUCACUUUAGUCCGACUUCUAUUAAUAUUAAAGCUGCAAAAUUCUAUGUCCUUGGCGGAUUAGCGAAAAACACCACGUAUCAGUUAAAACUGAAAGUAGAAACUGGUGCUGGGAGCAAUCACGAUGAGGUCUCCAAUCUGACCACAUUGCCGAAGGACCCUGACUUCGUCCCGAAUAUUUCCAUCAAUGGAUUCACAGCACGUUCCAUGACUAUUGGUCUGAGUGCCCCACCUAGUGACAUAGCCGAGUACGUACAUUAUUAUCAGCUGGAGGUGUGGAAGAAAAUAGACAAAAAUAACACAACGGAGAACGCAGUCCAUAUUAGAGACGACAGGAAUCUGCCCUACAUGUUUAAUAACCUCGAUCCGCACACAACCUACGUUUUUAGGGCCAAGGCAUGCUUCGAAUAUGGCGGUAACUACAACUGCUGCGGAAACUGGUCGAAAGAAAUGGAGGCAUUAACUAUGGACGGGAUACCCAACGCGCCGAACAUUACUGUUAUACAUUGUGACUUCUCGGUGGAACAGGGGUACUACAUGAAUCUCACGUGGGAGCAACCGACCAAGCCUAAUGCUGAGAUUAAAGGAUACAUGAUGGAGGUGACAGGCAACGCGACUUAUAUCGACCGGUUUGGCAAAUGGAAGAUGGACACGUUCGGACCGCUCACCAAAUUGUUCACCAAUGAGACGUUUCUUGCCAGGGUGCCAGACCUGAAGCCCAACAUGAACUACACGGUGCGACUGAUGGCGAUGACGCGGUCCCGUCGCCGAGGGCAGGAGAGGGCGGAGUACUGCCCCACGGGCCGCGGGCCGCCCGACUUCCCGCCGCGGCCGAGCUGGCGCAAGGUUGAAGAGAAAAAGGGGGAUACUUCUGAAUAUUCGCUCAGAGUACGAAUUCCUCGUAUUCCAGAGCGAAACGGACCUAUUUGCUGCUACAGGGUGUACCUAGUGCGUCUACCUAAAGGCAAGGGCUGGAUCUCCACGAACCCUCAGGACCUGCCCGUCAUCACGUGGGCCGACGCCCACGCCGCCAACUCCGACUACGAGGAGGGUGCCUACAUCACUGACAUAUUCAACCACGAUAAUUUCCCCAAAGUCGAACUGAUACUCGGCGACAACAUAAGUGAGAACAUGACACGUAAAGAUGACAACAUAACAUGCAGUCGUUGCUUCGAACGGCCACUGAGAAAAGAACCCCCUACGACUGCGAAGAUUGCAAUAAUCACCGCUGAACCCGAUUAUGACGAGAAUACGGAAGAAGCUAGAACGGAAGUAGCGAAGACUAAAAGAUCUUUGGAUAUCAGAGAGGAUCAGUUAAUCACGCCGACGGAUGGGAAAUUGGACCCAUCAGUGAACUAUACGCUCUUCGUUGAAUUAAUACCGGGCACUGAAGAUACGUCCCUGUACAGCAGCUACACUAAUGCACUCAACACGGCCAUACCACCGCAGAUUAUUGCCGCCAACAACAUGGAAACUGCGCUACAGAUAUGCUGCGGUGUAGCCGCUCUACUCUUAUUGGCUACGAUUAUCUUCUGCAUCGUUCACACGCGGCGCGCGCGCAAGCAGCCGCUGCGUCACGCACAUGUCGAGCUCAACCCCAUACAGGCCGCGCUAAGAUACGUGGUGGGCCACAUCGGCGGGCGCACGCCGCUGGUGUCGGCGCCGCCGCCGGCCAUGCCGCCCGUGGCGCUGGAGGAGCUCGCGGCCGCCUACGCCGAGCGGCAGGCCGACUCCGAUUACGGCUUCCAGAAGGAGUUCGAGCUGCUACAAAUGCUCCCCGAAUGCUAUCCGGACCGCACCACGCACGCUUCCGAAGCGCGUGAGAAUCAGCCCAAGAACCGCUACCCCGACAUCAAGGCCUACGACCAGACGAGAGUCAAGCUCUCCCAGAUAGACGGCAUCACUGGCUCCGACUAUAUCAACGCGAACUAUGUCAUGGGAUACAAGGAGCACAAGCAAUUCAUUUGCGCACAAGGCCCAACAGACACGACCGUCAACGACUUCUGGCGUAUGAUUUGGGAACACGGGCUGGAGCUGAUUGUGAUGCUGACCAACUUGGAAGAGUACAGCAAGGUGAAAUGCUCUAAGUACUGGCCGGAUGAGGAUCGUGGCUCGCGGGCCUUCGGUGCCAUCACCGUGCACCACGUCUCAGAAAAACGAUACUCUGAUUACAUCGUAAGAGAGUUGAAAAUCGUAAAGCAGGCCACCAACUCUGAGGGCCAGCCUAUCGUGGAAAACAACGGCGUUGACAAGAGAAACGGAGAUUGCAAAGAUCCGGAAAGUGGGAGCGCACCCACAUCUCCACGAGAAGUAAAAGACAACAUCCGCACCGUGCGGCAGUACCACUUCCUCAUGUGGAAGGACUUCGCUGCGCCCGAGCAUCCGCAGUCCAUACUCAAAUUUAUUAAGCGUAUGAACGAAGCAUGGUCGCACCUAAUGGGCCGGCCGGUGGUGGUGCACUGCUCGGCCGGCGUGGGCCGCACGGGCACGCUGGUGGCGCUGGACUGCCUGCUGGAGCAGCUGCGCGCCGCGCGCCGGGCGGCCGUGUUCACCACCGUCGCCGAGCUGCGCCGGCAGAGGAACUUCCUGGUGCAGUCGCUGAAACAAUACGUGUUCGUGUACCGAGCGCUAGUCGAGUACGCUCACUACGGCGACACAGAGAUCCCAGCAUCGCGGCUCAAGUCCAGCAUCGAUCGUUUGAGGAACACUGCCGAAGGGGCGGAUAAGUGCCUCAUGGAACACGAGUUUGAGAAAAUGAUGAACCCGCCAGUAACAGAACCACUAAAGUCCUGCUCAGCGGGCUCCGUAGAAGAAGCCCGGACCAAGAAUCGAAGCCCGGAAUACCUACCCUAUGACCGCAACCGCGUCAUAUUGGCACCAGCGCCGCCUCUGCACUAUUCCACAUACAUCAACGCGUCUUUCAUUGAAGCAUACGACAACUCGGAAGGCUUCAUAAUCACGCAAGACCCGCUGCAGAACACCAUCAUGGAUUUCUGGCGGAUGGUGUCCGAACACAACGUCUCUACCAUCGUUAUGUUAAGUGAAUUGGGUGAGGGCAAGUGCCCUCGGUACUGGGACGACGGUACAGCGCAAUACGAGCAUAUCUCCGUGCAGUAUGAAGAGAGCGAAUCCUGUCCGUACUACACGAGGCGGCAGUUCCGGGUCACUAAUAACAAGAGCGGCGACGUGAUGGUGGUGCGGCAACUGCAGUACCAGGGGUGGCCAACCGCGCCCGGCCACGUGCCCGAGGUGACGCGCGGGCUGGCCGAGCUGGCCGACGCGGCGCGCCAGCAGCCCACACCCGCACAACACGCCGAGCCCGCCAUGCUGCUGCACUGCCAGUAUGGCACGGAGCGCUCGGCGCUGUUUGCGGCGCUGUGCAUACUGAUCGCGCAGCUGCGUAACGAGCGGCGCGUCGACGUGGCCGCCACCGCGCGCAAGGUGCGCUCGCAGCGGGCCGGCACCAUUAACACUUUCUUGCAAUACGAGUUCCUCCACCGUGCCAUACUCAACUACGCGGAGCUGCACAACCUACUAGAAGACAGUUAAACUUUCUUCCCACGCCUUUAGCGCUAAAAUGGACUUUAUCCCAUGCACGGUAGGCUCAAUUUUACCUGCACACCCCAUGAGGGUAACGACGCUCAAACUUAACGGAAACACCGUUUGUCCUACGAUAUUUUAUCUGUGGUAUACUCGAGCGUAUAUGUUGAUUGUUAUGUGAGACGGCACUAGUGAGCGUGUGAACGAGUGAGCGAAAAGGAAACUCGGUCUCAGUGCGUUUUUGUACUAUGUUCAUUCAGUUGUAAAAAAUAUCUACGCUUCUAAUUCGUAAAAAACACAAUACAAUAUAUAGUCUGUCAAGUCAUUUCCGUCAGUAGAAAAAAGCGGCAAAUUAAAAAAAAAUUGAGCGAAGGGUUAUCGUCCCAUAGAAAAUUUGUAUUUCGCGCCUUUUUCUACCGACAAAGUUAUUUGACCGGCUAUAAGUUUGACUAACAAAAGGUGAACCAAGUAUUCAUGGCAACACUAAAAGUCGUAUUAAUGUGUAUUUUUGACGAAUAGUGCUGCCUAUGUUUAUUUGUAAGUCAAAUUGUGAUUUUUUAAGAUGUGGAUUGAUCUAUUCCCUUUUGAAAAUACCCGCAAAGUAUACAAUAUUUAAGAAAGUCUUUUAUGUGUAUAAAUUGCAAUUUUCUCGCUUGUUUUUAGAUACUUAUUCAUCGUUCCCUGUGACGUUCGUAUUUGCUUUUUGCUCACGAAUUUAACUUUAUUUUAUAAAACAUUUUUAUUUCUAUUUUUAUUACGUUUAGUAUAUGUACAAAUCAGUGAUCACUAGGUUUUUGUAUCUCAGUUUAUAAUGUAGUUAUUAGAUAGGUUAUGAAAAAAAAAACUGCUUUUCUACUGAAUAUUUUGACAUGAUAGUUGACAAUUUUGAAAUGGAAUGAUAAUUUAUUUUGUUUUUGUUAGUAUUACCAUAAUAUGUGACGUUUUCAAUCAAAAGGUACCACAUUGUCGCUUACCAUAAGGACGAAAAUUGCUUUUAUCUAUACGAAAAACCUGUAUGGCAAGCGACAAUGUGGUACCUUUUGCUUGAAAACGACAUAUUAUGGUGUGUUCAGUGUCUGUAUAGGUCAUUAUAGACAGUUGGCGUAAAGCCUUCAUUUCUUUAGUCUACAAUAGAUACCUGGUCCUGUGCGUUCGAAUAACUUCUUUCAAGUUUUUAUUUAGUAUCUGGCCCUAUCAAUCAAAUCUUGCAUGUUUUUCUCUCUAACUGAAAUUGAGCAUACAUACUUAACUUGGGUGAGAAUGAUGACGGAGACCGAACGUGCCGAUGUAGCCUUACGAGUUUGACACUGAGAUAUUCGCUAGCGUGUGCGUAACUUUUCUAUGCAUUUCGCGCGUACUGGCAUAUUAGUGCAAGCGAGAUGUAUAGCAAUUAAGUUACGCAAAAUGUAGCGAAUAUGUCAAUGUCAAACUCGUAAAUGCUAAAGAACUCUGUAGUAAAUAAUCACAAUAUUCUCUAGUAACUAAUGAUUAUACAAAAGCUUGUGUCAAAAUGCCAUGUUAGACAGACUUUUUAUAUUUUGACUAUCGAAAAUAAACCAAUUCAUUUUUAAAAUAAACGUCCAUAAAAUGGAUAUUUUAAGAAUAAGAAUGAUUUAUUGCAUUACUGUGUACAUUUGUAGAUGGUAAUCAUGAUACAAUUUCAAUUUGUUUCAACAGUUUUGUUUGUUACCCAAUUUAAAAAAAAAAAAAUUUAAUUAUUCGAACGCACAUUUAUAGUAAUCAUUUUAUCAAACUAUAGUAGAUCUGUCACUUUAAUAUUAGGAUUUUCUAUAGUUUUCGGUAUUAUAACAUACCGAAAACGAAAUCGUGUCCAAAGAAUAAGUAGGAGUUAAAAUGCCGAGAGAUAAAGUAAAUUUAAAAUAUUUAUUUAAGUAUCAGAUGAUAUGCAUUUGUAUUCUUUUAAGUUAUACAACUCGAGUACAGUCAUAUUCAGAAUUGUUUAAUACUUUAGAGGUGAUUGUACUGCGUUUGCCAUUAAAUGUGUCGUUUUCAAGUAAAAGGUACCACAUUGUCGCUUACAAUGAGGACGAAAUUUGCUUGCAUCUUUAUAUGAAUAACCUGUUAGAGCGUUCUUAUUGGCAAGCGACAAUGUGGUACCUUUUACUUGAAAACGACACAAAUGUAAAAGGUUUUCUAAAAACCAUACAUUUCAGAAUUAAGGCCGUUUUUUCAAAGUACCCCAAGCACAAAAAUAAAGGUGCGUGCAUACUGUCUCUCAAAACUAUAGAAGAAAUAUAUAUGGAAAUAUUGGUAAUGUAAAUAAAUGAAAAUACUCAACCUAAAAUUAAAUAGCAGUUAAUAUAGAAAAUUAAAGUGUAAUCGUAUCGCCCCCAGUGUGCACAAU
This is a messenger RNA of Cydia strobilella, 6971 nucleotides long. RefSeq names its product tyrosine-protein phosphatase 69D (gene Ptp69D). The record is from RefSeq and is a predicted model, not a curated record. The transcript has 27 exons. Lineage: Eukaryota; Metazoa; Arthropoda; Insecta; Lepidoptera; Tortricidae. Gene Ontology annotation, molecular function: protein tyrosine phosphatase activity; protein binding. Bases 179 to 4615 code for a protein of 1478 amino acids. Gene Ontology annotation, biological process: protein dephosphorylation.